Molecule: messenger RNA, 2715 nt
Organism: Oikopleura dioica
Lineage: Eukaryota; Metazoa; Chordata; Appendicularia; Copelata; Oikopleuridae
Source: the annotation of a GenBank genome assembly
AUGAACGAGCGGCGCGCCGCCAACUUAGAUAAAUUCAUUGAAAGUGGGAAAAAAGUUCGACUGCCAGAUGUGAUCAUCGUUGGCGAGAAAAAAUGCGGCACGAAGACGCUCAUGACGUUUUUGCUGGAACAUCCGCAGAUUUGCGGAUUUCGACAAGAGGUGCAUUUUGUUAAUACUGGAGAAAUCGUGAAAGACCUAAAAGCCUUGCUUGGCCACUAUUCUUCCAUCAAAAACAACAAGUCGCAAUUUCUCAUCGCGAAAACAGGUUUCGCUCUUUUCAAAGCCUACCUGCCAACCGUUCCGCAGAACAAAUUGAAGAUGAUAGAAGAAAAAUAUCUGACUGAGACGUUCGAAAACUGGAAGAAUCGAGUCGUUUUUGUAGAUAUUGUUUGUGACCCGGUGAAGAGGCUUUUGUCCGAUUUUCAGCACUACAAAGCUGAGCAUCCGAAUGCGUUGAAAAUGAAUGAUCAUAAAUUUGGAAACAAAUCGGAAUUUUCAGAAAUCAGCUUCAACCAAUUCGUCAACACUCGCAUCAAAAAACACAUCAACCAAACCGACAUCGCUCGAAGCAUCAUACGAACAUCGACUUACAAGUUUCCCAGAACCCUUCUCAAAAGUUUUCCUUCCCAACUAGUCAUUCUCGACGGCGGUGUUCUUCAAAAAGAACCGUGGAAAGAGAUGAAACGGCUAAAAGAAAAGCUGAAAUGGAAGGGUUUAUUUUACGAAGGAAGAUUUGGAAAAAGGGAAGAUGGAUUUUGGUGCGUCAAGAAGGAUGUUCAUUUAAAUACGAAGGAAAACUUGAUUAAAAGAGAACGGAGGUCUUCAAAGAAAAACUCGAUGACAAAUAAGGUUGGAGAUUCUAGCCAAGGCGAAGCCUGGGGAAGUCAUAUCGAGUUCAUCCUCUCUUGCAUCGGCUACUGCGUCGGCCUUGGAAAUGUCUGGCGCUUCCCCUACUUAGCUUAUGAAAACGGAGGAGGGGUAUUCUUCAUCCCUUAUUUUUUGAUGCUGUUCCUCGUCGGAAUCCCACUCUUCUACACUGAACUUGGCAUGGGCCAGUUUAGCGGAGAAGGAACACUUGGAGUUUGGAAGUGCUUGCCAGCGUGUAAAGGUCUUGGCUAUGGGAUGAUCCUGGUCUCUUUCUACGUGAUGAUCUACUACAACGUCGUGAUCGCCUGGUCGAUUCACUACCUCUUCUCCGGAAUGCAGAAAAUCCUCCCCUGGACGAAGUGCAACGAGUGGUGGAAUACUGCAAUCACAAAGGGGCAAUGCGCUAUUACCGCCUCUUUGAGCGAGAAUCAAAUGAACUGCAAAGCAAACAACACCGACGAAUUCGAAACGCUCUUUUGGAAACUAAACGACACUGUUCGUGAUGAAUGGGCACCGGUGCUCGUGUCCAAUUACUCGCUAAGCGAGGACGAGAUUGAUCAAGUAUUCAAUGUUUCCACCAAAAUUGCUUCUUCCGAAGAAUAUUGGUUCCGUCGAGUUCUACGAGUUUUCGACAAUUCAACUGAUGCUGGAGAGCAAGUGUAUGGUCUUGGAAACAACGGUGCUGUUUUGGGAGAUCUGGUCGGAUGCAACCUUUUUGCUUGGAUCCUUGUCUGUGCUUGUCUUUGCAAGGGUGUUCAAUCGGUCGGAAAAGUCGUCUACGUCACUGCUACGUUUCCCUACUUGGUUUUGCUGAUUCUCGUUAUUUUCGGAGCGACACUUGAGGGCGCUGGAGAGGGCAUCAAAUUCUACCUCAAACCGGACAUCGAAAAACUUGCUGAUCCGAAAGUCUGGUCAACCGCCGCUUCUCAAAUUUUCUUCUCUCUCGGCGUCAGCUUCGGCGGCUUGAUGGUCAUGGCUAGUUACAACAAAUUCUCAAAUAACAUUAUGCGGGAUACUUUUAUCGUCGCUCUUGGAAAUUGCUUCACUUCGAUUUUCGCCGGCUUCGGGGUUUUUUCUUUCCUCGGGCAUAUGGCCGUCAAAAAUUGCAUGUCCGUGGAUUCCGUCGUCGAAUCUGGCCCUGGUCUUGCCUUCAUCGCCUAUCCUGAAGCUAUGGGUUUGCUUCCAGCAUCUCAGCUUUUCUCAGUGCUAUUUUUCAUCAUGUUGAUCACCCUCGGCCUGGACUCCCAAUUCGCCUUCGUCGACAUCCUCAUCGCCGGCGUCCUCGACGAGUUCCCGAAACUCCGGUACGGCUGGAAGCGACUCCUGACCGUCAGUUUCUUUUGCUUCCUCGGUUUUCUCCUUGGCUUUCCGAUUUUGACCAACGGUGGACUCUACUGGUUCAAAUUUGUGGACAACUACAGCGCUUACUAUGGCCUGCUUCUCUUGGCUCUUUUCUUGAGCUUGAGUGUCCAUUUUGGAUACAACUUCAUGUCCGAGCCAUUCAGAUUUUUGGAGAAUAUGAAGGAAAUGAAUGGAAAUAUGAAUGUGAUCCUGAAGGGGUACUUCUACAGCUGUUGGUACUUGCUCACCCCUGGAAUGAUCAUUUUUAUCACUGCCAUGGCAUUCAGCGGCUACGGCCCGAUUUGGAGUGGGGAUGGAAAAGAAGUUUAUCCAGAGUGGAGUAAUGGUCUUGCGAUGACCAUGUCGAUGAGUCCGAUUAUUGUCUGCGUUCCUUACUUUAUCAUCAGCGUGAUAAUGACAAAGGGCAAGAGCCUAAAACCGACCGAUGAUUUCAAAUCAAAGCAAGAAAAAGAAGGCGGCGCAACAACUCAAGACUCGAAAUUCUAG